AUGGCAGCGGUGAACAGAGGGGCCAUAGAUAUGGACAUAAUCAAGCUUAAAUACAUCUUCAUCUUGGUGGUCACCGGCAUACAGUGCCUCACUGGCGUCCUUGGGAAUGGCUUCAUCACGGCCAUCUACGGGGCUGAGUGGCUCAGGAGCAGAAGACUCCCCACGGGUGACAGCAUUCUGUUGAAGCUGAGCUUUUUCAGGCUUUUGCUACAAAUUUGGAUGAUGCUGGAGAAUAUUUACAGUCUACUAUUCCCAGGCAUUUAUAACCAAAACACGGUGUAUGUACUCUUCAAAGUGACCACCGUGUUUCUGAACUUUUCCAACCUGUGGUUCGCGGCCUGGCUCAACGUCUUCUACUGUUUGAGAAUUGCCAACUUCACUCACCACCUGUUCUUCACCAUGAAGAGGAAAAUCAAAGCGCUGAUGCCUUGGCUCGUGAGGCUGUCAGUGCUGUUUUCCUUAUGCUCCAGCAUUCCCUUCUCUAAACACGUCUUCAAGGUGUGCAUGAAUAAUUCCUUUCCUAUCCCCUUCUCCAACCUCACUGGGAAGAAAUACUUCUCUCAGACCAACGUGGUCAACCUGGCUUUUUUCUAUUACCUGGGGAUCUUCAUUCCUCUGAUCAUGUUCAUCCUGGCAGCCACUCUGCUGAUCAUCUCUCUCAAGAGACACACCCUACACAUGGAAAGCAACGCCUCUGGCUCCAGGGACCCCAGCAUGGAGGCUCACAUGGGGGCCAUCAGAGCUACCAGCUACUUUCUCAUUUUCUACAUUUUCAAUGCAGUUGCUUUGUUUCUGUCCAUGCUCAACAUCUUUGAUUCUGCUAGUUUCUGGAAUACUCUGUGCAAAAUCAUUAUGGCUGCCUACCCUGCUGGCCACUCGGUGCAACUGAUCUGGGGAAACCCUGGGCUGAGAAGAUCCUGGAAGCAGUUUCAGCACCAAGUUCGUCUUUAUGUAAAAAAGCAGCAUCUGUGA
Molecule: messenger RNA, 972 nt
Organism: Galeopterus variegatus (Sunda flying lemur)
Lineage: Eukaryota; Metazoa; Chordata; Mammalia; Dermoptera; Cynocephalidae
Gene: TAS2R40
Product: taste receptor type 2 member 40
Exons: 1
Coding region: 1-972 (323 amino acids)
Biological process (GO): detection of chemical stimulus involved in sensory perception of bitter taste; G protein-coupled receptor signaling pathway; sensory perception of taste
Cellular component (GO): membrane
Molecular function (GO): G protein-coupled receptor activity; bitter taste receptor activity
Source: RefSeq, a predicted model, not a curated record